Molecule: messenger RNA, 799 nt
Organism: Phialemonium atrogriseum
Lineage: Eukaryota; Fungi; Ascomycota; Sordariomycetes; Cephalothecales; Cephalothecaceae
Product: Sedlin
Exons: 3
Coding region: 1-618 (205 amino acids)
Biological process (GO): endoplasmic reticulum to Golgi vesicle-mediated transport
Cellular component (GO): nucleus; TRAPP complex; cytoplasm
Source: RefSeq, a predicted model, not a curated record
AUGGCGUCCACAAUACCCUCAAUAGCAUGCCUCGGCAUCAUCGGAAGAAAUAACAACCCCCUCCACACGACCAUCUUCCCCUCCUACGACCCCUCCACCAACACCCUCUCCCCGAUCCGCACCCCGCUGCAGUUCUCCCUCCUCCUCUCCAGCACCCUCGACAUCUUCGAGCUGCGCGCCCGCGCGGCCGCCGCGGGGGCAACGGGAGCCGGUGCCGGCGCCGGCGCCACGACCGGCGACCUCGGGCUGCUGCACGCCGUCGACGACCGCCUCGCCGCAUACGGCUUCGAGACCAACACGGGCGCGAGGUUCGUCGCCGUCGUGGACAUGCGCGGCCGCCCCCUCGACGGCGCGGGAGGUGGGGCCGCGGGGCCGUCGGCGGUUGAUCGAGACCGCAGUAGGGGGGCUGCGGCGGUGGGGUUGAGGGAGGGGGAGAUGAAGCCGGUGUUUAAGGCUAUGCAGGCGGCGUACGUCAAGCUGCUGCAGAACCCAUUCUACGAUCCGGACGAGCACACGCCGCCGACGGGGCAGGGUGGGAAGAGGAUUACGAGCAGGAUGUUUUCCGAGGAUAUGAGGCGAAUAGGGGAGACGUGGGCUCCGGGAGUGACGAAUCUAUGAUGGAUGACACUGUCAGAGGCAUUGGGCCGGCGUUUUGGGUGCAUAGAACUAACUAUAUGGGUUUCCGCUUCCUCUUUGACCACGACGAUAAUAUGAGGAAGGUUAAAAAAGAAGAAAAAAAAGAAUCGCCCGAUCCCGGAGUCGAACCGGGAACCUGGGUAUAACUUGGCCGACUUUCUGC